Centrocercus urophasianus (Greater sage-grouse) is the source of this 6309-nucleotide messenger RNA. RefSeq names its product acidic residue methyltransferase 1 (gene DCPH1). The transcript is spliced from 5 exons. Gene Ontology annotation, cellular component: nucleus; cytoplasm. Gene Ontology annotation, molecular function: phosphatase activity. Bases 46 to 1377 code for a protein of 443 amino acids. Gene Ontology annotation, biological process: DNA damage response. The record is from RefSeq and is a predicted model, not a curated record. NCBI's taxonomy places the organism in Eukaryota, Metazoa, Chordata, Aves, Galliformes, Phasianidae.
AAUAACGUCCGGCCGCCGCGCCAGACUUCCGGGGGGCGGGGCAAGAUGGCGGCGGUAACGGCCUUACCGGUCUCCCUCUCGGCCAGGUUUAAGGGAUCCUUUGCAUACUUUACAGUUAAAGACCGACUACCCCAGAUCCUCACAAAAGCUAUUGACACUCUGCAUCGACACAAAAAUGAGUUCUUUGAAGAACAUGGUGAGAAGGGUGUUGAAGCAGAGAAGAGAGCUAUAUCCUUCCUUUCCAAAUUACGGAAUGAACUGCAAACAGACAAACCUGUGACUCCCCUAGAAGAUGAGCUGCCUGAUGCUGCCCUGUGGAACCAAUACCUAGACUACCAACGUAAUCUAUUAAAUGGAAACGGAGAACCAAGUUGGUUUCAGUCCCCUUGGUUGUUUGUAGAGUGUUACAUGUAUCGAAGAAUUCAUGCAGCAUUAGCACAGAACCCACCUAUUGGCAGCUUUGAUGUAUUUAAGGAAGGAAAGGCUCAAAAUUUCUUUGAAUCCCAAGAGGCCAUUAUUGCUUUAUGCACUUACUUCCAGGAACUUCUUAAAAACAUCAAGGAUUUAGAUGAAAAGCAACUUCAGGGGGAACUUUUUAAACUACUGCAGGUGUCACUGUGGGGCAAUAAGUGUGACCUUUCUUUUUCAGCCGGUGAGAAAAGCUCUCAGAAAUCUAGUCCUUUACAAUGCCUGGAAGACAUGGUACCUUACAUCAUAGUGAAUGACAUGGAAAAACUUUGGUCACUACUUAUAAAUGCCAAAACAAGGAAUACAGAUAAGUGUACUGUUAGAGUUGAUGUAAUCUUGGAUAAUGCUGGAUUUGAGCUUGUAAGUGAUCUUGUGUUGACUGACUUCUUGUUGUCAUCAAAGCUGGCCGAUGAAGUCCAUUUCCAUGGAAAAAGUAUUCCGUGGUACGUGUCAGACACAACAAAGAAUGAUUUUAACUGGACUAUUAAACAGCUCCAGUCAGCUAAUCAUAUGUGGAUGUCUAGAUGUGGGAUAAACUGGGAGGGCAACUUGAAAAAGGGCGUUUGGGUUUACCAAGAUCACAUGUUUUGGACUUUGCCACAUAUCUAUUCCAGCAUGGCCGAGGUUGCUCCUGAUUUGUAUGCUGAUCUACAGAAGUCAAAUUUGCUUCUUUUUAAAGGUGAUCUAAACUACAGAAAAUUAACAGGUGAUAGAAAAUGGGAGUAUACUGUGCCAUUUCAUCAGGCCUUGAACAAGUUUCAUCCUGCACCUCUCUGUAGUUUAAGAACGCUGAAAUCUGACACUCAGGUUGGCCUGAAGCCUGGGCAGGGUGAACAAAUCCAGGCUUCUGAACCAGAAUGGAUGAUAAGUGGCAAAUAUGGGGUAGUUCAGUUUGAUGCUACUCCCUGAUUCCAGUUAAACGGUUCCUAAAACUCUAACAGCCAGAUGUAGAAGAGUUGUGACUGUUUUUUUUUGUUUGGCUUAAGCAAUGAUUUUUUUUUUUUGUUUGCCCUUUUUUCCAAAUAAUUUGUUGUUCCUUAAGACUUUGAUGUUCCAUAAAAAUUUCUGAGCUGACUUUGUAUACAUAAAUCGCUCUGCAUUUCAAUAUAUACUUUUUUCUAACACAAGUGGCUGAUGUCUAAGAUGAAUAUGGCUAUUUUUUUUUUUUCCCCUCAUCUGUGGGUGUGAGAGUUUAUGCCCAAGAAGUGAAAAAUCUACUUCAGAAACCAUUUCCUCAAUCACAUCUAAGCAUGUAUUUACUUCAGGAUAAUUUGUUCUCUAUGUGCCACGCAUUGCAUGGAAGUUAAUAUUUUAGCAAGUACAUAAAUAAGUUCUUAUGAAUGUGGUCAUUGCAGGGUCAUAUUUUAAAACAAUUUGGAAGAGUUUACUUGUACCUAGACUUCAUCACAUAGGUACUUUUUACAUGUUGCUUGUGUCAAUGGACAAAUCACGUUCAGCAUUUUUAAAUGGUUGUCUUUAUUUGAAUAUAGUUAGCAGUAUGUUAAGAUGAAUGUUUUUAGUAAAUAUUGAUUUAGAAUUUGAGAACUAAUUUUUUUUAUUUUAAAAUAUGAAUGAAUGUUGCUAUUUAUUUUCUUGGUAAGAGGAAUGUUAUCCUAUCUGGUAAGAAAAUCAGUAGGAAAAAGGACAAUUUCAUUUUAAGAGGGUGGAAGGUAUUAUUUAUUUAAGGGUCUCUACCAAAAACAAGAAGAAAAACAAAAACAACAACAACAAAAAAAAAACAACAAACACAAGAUUGAAUUGAAGGUGGCCUUUACAUUAGUGACUGUGGUUGAAGCAUUUUUUCCUCUUUCAACUUUUAUAUAUUUUAGAAGGAUACCACAAUUUAUAUUGGGGAAAUGCAGCCCCAGUUGCACUGAGAAAUACAGUGUAUGUUAGAGAUAUAUACCAUACAGGUUGCUGCUUAUUGGAGUUACAUCCCAGUUGCUUCUCCUCCUCUACUCCUGUGUCAGGAUACCUCACACUGAAAUUGGGUGGGAAUUCAGUAAUCUUUUUGUGAUAUUUCCUCCCCCCCCUCCCCCAGAAUGUAAAGAAAGGAGAAGGACUUCAGUAACUUUAAAAAAAAAAAAAAAAUUAAAAAUGGAUUCUCUCAAGUCUUAAAGUACUGCUGGAAUUAGGGCUUUUUAUAGAAGAGCUGCAGGUUUGUUGGGAAAUGGUGGUAAAAGUCUUUCUGUCUGUGAUGUUGUCCAGGGCUUCUAACAGCAGAACUUGCCCCUGGUAACCAAGGACAUUGUUAUUGAAAGGAAGAGUGGAUGAUAGGCAGAGAAUCUUCCCCUUCUGUUUUAUAGAUACAGUGAAAUAUUACACAAUGAAUCAGAGAACACCAAAGAGUCCUUAUUUUACUACACUUGGAAUGCUUUGGAAAGAGAAUUAGAAUGACUCUGGUGCAAGUUGGAUUAAAAGAAAUUUCUUCACUCAUGGUUAAACUAAGACAGGAGUGAACUUUAGGUCUAAAGAAUUGGAAGGGGAAGAUGGAAUAUUUUGUAGCUCCUUUGGGCUUUGAGAUAAAACUGGAAUCCCCUUCUGCUAAGUGAAAUCACUAGCAAAGUAUGCCUCACUUAUCAUUCUAAAAUGGACAGAAUCAGUUGCUGCUACAAGAGACUUUGUUCAUAUAUUAAAGGUCUAUAUAGUAGUUGAAUGUGCUCCAGUUAAUCAUGACUUUGAUUAUUUGUGUUUGUGGUUUUCUUUCUUCUGACAUCUGAAAAUAUAGUAAAAUAUAUUAAAGUUGCAAGGUCAAAUAUUCAAAAAUUAAGAUGCUUGGAAUUUCUUGAGGCACUGUGAUAUUGGAGGUGGGGCUCUAGUUUUGAGAGGCGGGCUUAGUACUGUCCGUCUGCCUUGUACCACUGGCUUAGUACUCUUAAAAGAUAGUUUGGUUAGAUUGCAGUUGGACUGGAUGAUCUUUAACAUCUUUUCCAACCUGAGCAAUUCUAUGAUUCUAUAAUCUUAAGUCACUUCAUUAGAAUGUGUAAGUUAGAAAUCCAGUUAAGAGAGCUGAAGGUCAAAUAGCUCAUCUUAGUCUGGAGGGAGCUCAAGGAGGCUCCAGCUUUGGUGCUUUGAUAAAAUACAUAAACGUCAUGAUGAAUUUGAGCACUGGAGCUUCAGUUUCUCAUCUUUGAGGAAGCUGUUAUUUCAAAUAUUUCAAAUUAUUUCAAAUGCACUUUGAAGCAACAGCUUUGGGUCAAGAACACAUACAAUUUUGAUGUUGUAGAAUACGUGCAAUAAAAACAAAAUAAUUAAUGAAAGAACCUGAUUUGUUUGUGUACAGUUUAUUUGUAUGGCGCUAGCUUCAUCUGCUGAAGAGGUUGAAAAGUGUGUAAUGAAGCAAAAAGGCUUGUUUUGCUGUUAAGGCAUUCCUUUGCUUAAGAGGCGAAUCUAUUCCCAGUCUUUGCAGAUGCUGGGAAACUUGUUUGCAUUUUUAUCUGGCUAUUAAUCUGUCUCUGUGUUCCCAAGUUGCUUUCUGGCUCUCUAUUUCUGGAAACUCAAUGCAAUAAGUAUUCUGAAGUCGUGAUAAAUAGUCCUACAAAUUCUAAACCACUUAGGAAAUGCAUCAGUGGUUGCACAGUAGUACUGAGUUUUCUUGUUGGAGGCCGUUGUGUUGAUGUUUGUGGGGAAGCAGGAUUUCCUGAGUAUUGUAGGACACGUAGUUCUUAGAUUAGCACUUGAAAUGUAACGUAAGGCAUGAUACCACUCUGAGGGGGGGGAAAAAAAAAAGUUGUUCUCCAAUUCAUAAACUGAGCAUAUAUUUAGGCCCUCAUAAAGAGAAGUCUGGAAAUUUACAUGUGACAAUUAUACGAAGAAUGCAAAGCCAUAUCUUCCAAAUUGCUUGACUUCCCAUAGCUGUAACUGUGAAGUACCAUUUAUUGACAAUUUAAUAUGCAUCAUACCUUUCUGGUUGGCUGUAUUGUUGUAAAAUUUGCAUUGCUGAUAAGGAAAAUAAGUGAUACUGAAAUGCCAGUGUUGUAUUCUCCUGUGCCACGAUACAGUGUUAUUCUGGUGAGGCACUGUUCUCUCUGCUGAGCUAGUUACAGUUCAAUUGAAAAUACUGUGUCCACUUAGGAAGUCCAGUUACAGAUAUUCAGUGUUUACUUGUGUUAAUGCAGCUUUGUGAAAGGGCAGCAUGCAACUACAGCAUUUAAGUGGAAUUUACUGUUAUUAGUAUAAAGCAUAUAUUAAAGCAAUGGCUUAUGCUAUAAUACUGCAUAGUUAUUUUCUUGAGUCUUCAAGAAAGUUGCUUCUGUACAUCAGUCACAACUGAUUGCCCAAAAUGCUUCUACAGCGUAACUCAGGAGCUACUGAUUUGUAUAACAAAUUCUUGAGGGUUUUUUUUCCCCAUAUGCCACUUGAUUACUUACAUCAAGUAAAAAUAAGGGCAUUUUCAGUGAUUCUAAGGACCACAGACCAGUGUCUUUUGACUCUGUUUUUUGUUCUACCUUUUCAGCAACUGCAUUUGUAAAUCAGUUUUUGAGAGAUAGGGAUGACUUCCAUCUGUGAUGAAACAGUAGAAAAAUAGUGUCACAGGCACAAAGAAAACCAGUAUAUGAAACUAAAGACUUGACAAUUCAUUAGGUAAGAUAUAUACAAUAAUUCUGUAUGCAUUUGAAGCUGUAAGAUGAGGCUUUGUAAAAUAGAUGCAGAAAAUAAGUUGACUGUGUGACUGGAAACUGUUUUAAGAAACAAAUUCUGUAACUGUGUCGCAAAUGUUUUAAUGGCUGGAAAACCAACUUGAAAUAAUUCAGGUCUGAGUUCCUGGUAUUUUUCCUCUGAAAUGGAUUUUAUAUAAUGCCAAUAAAGCUUAUUUAUCCACUGAAGUUUUGAAAGAAAUAGAUAAGAGUACCUUAUUUUUUUCCUUAAUACUGCCAUGUCUCAAUAAAAGUUUCACCUUGUUACAAUGCCAAUAUUGUUGUUUGUUUCAAAACUUUGAGAAUCUGUGAAAUAAAUGUGACAAUUUCUUCCUAAGGUUAGUGUAGCUGGCGGAGUUUACCAGUGUUGUUUCCUAAACUGAUAGAUGCUCCUUAUGUUUUCAGCAAAAAAUGAAAGUAUUUCAGUGUUUCAAUCCAUGCAACUACAAUGUUUGAAAAAUUAUUUUGUUUUAUAUGCGCUACUGAUGUUCUGAAAAUCUUAAUUGUUGCUGUUGAAGUGGUUGCUUUAAAAUUCAUAGUGUAUUUCAAUUCAUGGUUGAACUACUUAAUCUUUGUUUGACAUGAAGUAUAUUUAUCCCCAGUCUUCUGUCAGCGUAUGAAAAAUAUUCACUCUAUUGCACAGAAAUUACCAUCAUUAUGUGUUUUUUUUACUCUAAAAAAUUACAUUGUAUACAACAUAAUAAUCCUGAGGUGCAAUUUUUUUAAUAGAAUUGCUCAUUUUUAAUUCAAUAUUUUGUUUGCUCAGAAGCCUUGUCUAUCCAAACUUACAGAUCAAAAGUAUAGAAUGAUUUUGUUUUAAGGCCAAAAUAACUUAUGACUAAUCUAAAGAGUUUUAUAAGAAACUGAAAAUGUAUUGUUUGAAAUGUUUCUUUUAUUUCUAUACAGUAUGGCAGCCAGCACAGUAGGUGAGUCUUUCCUAUACUGUGGACACCCUUUGUUGGUAGUGGUUUGUUUGUUUGUUUUUUUUGCCUGAAGAACAGGUCCAAGAACAGGUUUUCAAACCGUUCUUAAAUUUAAUAAAUUUUAUUGUAGCUGAUUCAGAUGCAUUUCUAUUUCUAUUACCCCUGGAAAUAGAAGAGGUACACUAUUUCAUAAAUCAGCAAAGGCUAAUUAAUUUAAAUUCUGGCUCAGUUUCACAGUUGUGAAUUCUGCAAAUAAAUUCUAAGGAGGUGUUUGAUUUAUA